Molecule: messenger RNA, 2706 nt
Organism: Linum trigynum
Lineage: Eukaryota; Viridiplantae; Streptophyta; Magnoliopsida; Malpighiales; Linaceae
Source: the annotation of a GenBank genome assembly
CUAUAGGUGUGAGAUUUUAAUCCAAAAUCCAUGAUAAAAAUCCUUGAAGCAAACUACAAGUCAUAUGUAACAUGUGGGGUAAUUAGCACAAAAUGUCACAAACCUAUUCGCUUUGUACACAAAGGUCACAAACCUUACAUUUUGUACGUUUCAGUAACAUAUAUUUGAGCGAAUGACGAAAAGGUCUUUCCGUCCAUCCACAUCCAAAAAAUCAUUAUUUUCGUCCAGUCACCAUGCCACGUCACUUAAAAUAUUAAUAAAAAAAUAUAAUUGACCUAAGCCAUGAACAAACCAACCGAAAACCAGACUUUGUUAGCUCAAAACCUUCCAUGCGUAGCUAGCUAGCUACUUUUCGACUUGCGAAGUACCGUGGGCGUGAUGGUAUGAGGCUUAAGCCCAACUGUACAACCAAUCAAGCCCAAAGAGGUAAUGAGAAUAAUUUAAGCAGACAGGCCCAUAAUAAACCCGCGCAUGGUUUUGGAACAUCAACCAAAAGAGGAGGGUACAUAACCCAAAAUGCCGGCACGGUCUCGUCUAGGGUUUUAUUGCUGUCUGGAGAAAAUCGACGAGCAGAGGCAAUGGCGAAGUUCAACGAAGUGCAGAAGAGGAAGAGGGCAGCCAUAGCUGAAAGAAAGAGGCUGGCUCACGGAGACCCCGUCACUGCAAAGCUCAAGGCGAAACAACAGACUAUACCCGUCUCCGGCAAACGCAAGCGCAAGCUCUUGAAGAAAUGGCGCAGAGACCAGAAAGAAGUUGUGGAGAAGGGCCUCGUCACUAUGGAAGACGUUGAGAUGGCGAUUGCUGAUGGUGAAGGCACAUUGAAAGUUAACAGUAAAACAUCAACGAAGUUUAAUGUCAAGAAGGGGCUGAAGCUUAAGCAGUUGAAGCGUGGCAACCCAGGUAAAAACAAAAGUAAGUCUAAGCCAGCAUCUGCGGCUUCAGUUGAUGUGAUGGUCGAAUGAAAUGGCGCAAACAAUGGUUCUCAACAUGCUGAUUCAUUGUGGGGUUUCAAAUCUGAGGACGGGUAUAGAUAGUAGCUAUGGACUUGUCUGUGUUCAAUUGUUGCAUUCUUAUUCUCAAUUUAGUACCUUCUGUGAUCUCCUUCGGUCUUUUUGGGCUUCUUCUCCGGUUGUUAGUAAGUUAGUAACUACGCACUGCCCUGCUAAUUGCAAUAGGGGGAAAUCUAUAUGUCAAAUAUGCCUGGGAAGUAGCAAGAUCUCUUUUUGAUAUAGCAAGUCAAGUGUAAUUUCGAAUCAUGUUUUGUUUCUGUGGAGCAAUGAAAUGAAUUACGGAUUUUUGAUAACUUGACAGCCAAGUGAUAGUUUUGGACCUUGUGCUUCUUACAUAGAAUGGCCGCAGUUUAUGAGUUCUUUCUUUGUCAACAUCAGCAUUACCUCUGGUCUGAAUUUGGAAAGACUUCUUGGUUCCUUUUGACUCUCUGAUGCCUACUAGAAUGAAUCGGGUAAUAUGUUCUGGUGAUAUAUUAUGAGGAUACACUAAUAAGAUUGAUCCUAUCCCUCAAUUUGUAGAUUGUUCCUUGUCCUCUUUGCAGAUGUGUUUGUUUUGUUUAGGGAUCGUUUAGACGUUGGAUUUGAAAAGUAAUGAACUACACUAAAUACAUUAAUGCGGAAAGUUAUGGAUUGUGAUACUUAUUUAGUGAUGGCAAUGGGCGGGGUGGGUACCUCAAUACCUAUGUCUUGUUGGCCGCCUCCUCAAUACCUAUGUCUUGUUGGCCGCCUCGUGCGGGUACAGGGCAGGGCGGGUAAUACCUAUGCGGGUACGGGGCGGGUCAACUCAUUCUGACAUGUUAUUUGAUAAAAAUAUACGUAAAAUUUUACUUUUUAUGAUAAAACGAAGGGGAAAACACUUUAUGAGGAAGACUAGUGAUAAUAGAAUGUGUACUUCACUCUAACUAUUUGAAAGAUUAAUCCUAAUUACUAUUAGUUGAAAUAUGAAUAGAUACGGUAAGAAAUUGAGAUAAAAUGUGGCAAGAACAGAGCGGGGCAAGCUGAGUCCGAAGUAGAUAUCCAUGCCCACACACUACUGCAGGUCGAGUAAUACCUGGCCCAUUAUGGAUCGGGACGGGUCCAAAUUGUCAUCCCACUCAUGAACUCAAAUGUUUAGGUCCUGUUUAGUAUUAUUGUGUGUUUUUGUUUCCUGUUGUGAUUUUAAAAAUUGUAGAAACCAAGAAAAGAAAACAUGUUUAGUUGGAUUUUUUAUUUUUGUUGUGGACUUUAGUGCAACAGGUUUUAACAACCAAGCCCAAAUCAGCAAAACAAUAAAAGAUGGCUUCGUGACUGUUUUAUCUCAUGGUUGCGUACGAGAUUUUCUUUUCACUUAAGUCAUUUCUUUUUUCAUUAAUAUUUUUCUCUUUCUCCGUCACUUUCCUCAUUCCCCCACACUCAUCCCUGUCUCUGUAACUUCCCCCAAAAUCAUCUCCUGCUCUCCAUCUUCUUCUCUCGUUCUCCAUCUGCUUCUCCAGGCGGACAGGGAAGCGGCAGCGUCGAGCUAUUGGGACAGGAGCGGGGUCGGGAGGAAACUUUCCUUUCCUUUUCUUAUCUUCUUCUCUGGGAAGUGGCGUUGCGCAAACUUGUAGGGUAGUGAGUCGAUUAAGCUGGAAUAGUACUCAACAUCGUUCUAAAGGAAAAAACUAGGGGAUUCAACCCAAGAAAGCUCCCAAACUUGUAAUUAACUAGGGUAGUAUAG